Messenger RNA from Acytostelium subglobosum LB1, 1302 nucleotides. RefSeq lists its product as hypothetical. Gene Ontology annotation, cellular component: proteasome regulatory particle, base subcomplex. Gene Ontology annotation, biological process: proteasome-mediated ubiquitin-dependent protein catabolic process. Lineage: Eukaryota; Evosea; Eumycetozoa; Acytosteliales; Acytosteliaceae. Gene Ontology annotation, molecular function: ATP hydrolysis activity; ATP binding; proteasome-activating activity. Bases 1 to 1302 code for a protein of 433 amino acids. The record is from RefSeq and is a predicted model, not a curated record. The transcript is spliced from 4 exons.
AUGGUCAACAAAGAAGAGAUCGAAGAUGAGAUGCUUAAUGAGGUCGCACCAAAGGCUUUGGAUGAGGGCGAUAUUGCUAUUCUCAAGAACUAUGGUGUAGGACCUUAUACAAAGCCAAUCAAGACUCUGGAGGAAGAUAUCAAGAAGAUGACUGCCAAGGUCAAUGAAAUAUGUGGAAUCAAAGAGUCUGACACAGGAAUUGGACCACCCUCUCAAUGGGACCUUAUUGUGGACAAGAACUCCCAACAGGAGGAGCCACCUUUACAAGUGGCCCGUUGCACAAAGAUCAUCAACCCAGGCACACCAAACGCCAAGUACAUCAUUGCUGUGAAGCAGAUUGCCAAGUUUGUUGUUGCCCUUGGCGACAAGCUAUCACCAACUGAUGUUGAGGAGGGCAUCCGUGUUGGUUUCUCGCAUUGCAGAGUUGACCGUAACAAGUACCAGAUUCAAAUUCCACUGCCACCAAAGAUCGAUACAUCAGUGACAAUGAUGCAAGUGGAGGAGAAGCCAGAUAUCACAUACAAGGAUGUUGGUGGAUGCAAGGAGCAGAUCGAGAAACUGAGAGAGGUCGUUGAGAUGCCAUUGCUACAUCCAGAGAAAUUUGUCGAGCUCGGUAUUGAUCCACCAAAAGGUGUAUUAAUGUACGGACCCCCAGGUACAGGAAAGACACUCUGUGCGCGUGCCGUAGCAAACAGAACAGACGCCGCCUUUGUCAGAGUAAUCGGUAGUGAACUGGUGCAGAAAUACGUUGGUGAAGGAGCAAGAAUGGUGCGUGAUCUCUUCCAGAUGGCUAGAUCCAAGAAGGCAUGCAUUAUCUUCUUUGAUGAGGUUGAUGCUAUUGGUGGUGCCAGAUUUGACGAUGGCGCCGGUGGUGACAACGAGGUCCAGAGAACAAUGCUCGAGCUAAUCAACCAGCUGGACGGAUUUGACCCACGUGGAAACAUCAAGGUUCUGAUGGCUACCAACAGACCAGACACCCUUGACCCAGCCCUCCUCCGUCCAGGUCGUCUGGACCGCAAGGUUGAGUUUGGACUUCCUGACCUUGAGGGUCGUGCUCACAUCUUCACCAUCCACGCCAAGACCAUGUCUUGUGCCAGAGACAUUCGAUUCGAACUUUUGGCUCGUCUCUGUCCAAACUCCACUGGAGCAGACAUCAGGUCCGUUUGUACUGAGGCAGGAAUGUUUGCCAUCCGUGCUCGCAGAAAGAUCGUUACAGAGAAGGACUUCCUAGAGGCCAUUGACAAGGUCAUCAAGAGCUAUGCCAAGUUCUCUGCCACUCCCAAGUACAUGGUCUACAACUAA